UCCGAGUUAUUAAAGGUUCAACUGCUUGCAAGGGGAAAACCAAAAAUGGCUUCUCAAUUCACAAAAUCAACAAUGUCGAAAGGCAAAGAUGAAGUAUAUGUAGCUGCAAUGCCAUUAAGGGCUGCAAAGGGACCAGCCCAAUUGGUUAUGUCUGCUGCUUACUCUCUCAAUCUAUGGGACUUGCAGCAUUUCAUGGUUAUCGUCAAACCCUCUUCACGACCUCAGGCCGUUGUUUUUGAUUUUCAGCCAAAAGAUCCGGAAAAUAUAUAUACGGCACUUGCAGUUCUAUCCGGCCAACCAAUGCCUGGAGUUGUUUUGGUGAGGAAGCUGAAAAAUAUGCCAAGAACGAAAUGUUGGUUCAUUGGAUCUGCAUACUGCAAUGCUCUUGAUGCAGCAAAUGCAUUCAAUGGUGGCUGGGAGACUGAUUUGAGGGUUGGCCAUCAUGAUUGUCGUGAUUAUGCAAACGGACUGGUUGAGCACCUAAUUGGCAAAAAGAAUGUGCUGGAGCAUCUAAGACGCAAUAGUAGUCAGAGAUGAAUCAUCAACUUACAAGUUUGUAGGCUAGGCAAUUGCUUCAUACCAGUUGUUUGUGGAUCAGAUUCAAGCUUAGUCCUUCUCUUCUUGCCCGGUAUCGCACUAUCAGAGUCCAUUGAAGGGUACCCAGAACAAUCAAAGAAGUGGGUGGUUAGGAGAUUUCUUGCAGAAGCUCUUGCAGAUAACAAUGGUGGACUUUGAUAAGAUUACAGUAUUACACUGUUUUUAAUGACAAAAAAGGGACGGAAA
Tripterygium wilfordii is the source of this 783-nucleotide messenger RNA. RefSeq lists its product as uncharacterized. The record is from RefSeq and is a predicted model, not a curated record. The coding region runs from base 46 to 537 and encodes 163 amino acids. The transcript has 5 exons. Lineage: Eukaryota; Viridiplantae; Streptophyta; Magnoliopsida; Celastrales; Celastraceae.